Cucumis sativus (cucumber) is the source of this 2262-nucleotide messenger RNA. Its product is annotated as F-box protein SKIP17. Gene Ontology annotation, molecular function: protein binding. The transcript has 13 exons. The coding region runs from base 77 to 1633 and encodes 518 amino acids. Gene Ontology annotation, biological process: SCF-dependent proteasomal ubiquitin-dependent protein catabolic process. NCBI's taxonomy places the organism in Eukaryota, Viridiplantae, Streptophyta, Magnoliopsida, Cucurbitales, Cucurbitaceae. The record is from RefSeq and is a predicted model, not a curated record. Gene Ontology annotation, cellular component: SCF ubiquitin ligase complex.
UGCUCGUCCGUGUUCCCUCCUCCUCCUCCUUCUUCUUCUCUCUCUCAGCUCUCUCUCGUGUCCACCCGCUGAUGCUAUGGAUGCUCUCUUUCAAGUCCAAACCUCGGUUCCUUCAUCCAUGGCGAAGCGGCCAUGUCCAUCACAAAACCCUAGAAUACCAACUUUUACUCAGAUGGACCUUCUUCUCGAAGCUUUUCUUGGCCUUUCAGACUCUUCUUCCAUCUGUAUCGACUUUUCAUUCGAGAGACUUCUUGACUCCUUGCCUUCUGACUUGGAUCAGACUCGUCUCAUCGAUCGCGCUCUUCAAAUGGGCACCUACUUGCUCGAAGCUGGUAAACGUUCUGCUAGGAAACGAGCUACUAAGCAUAACUCUGUCGUUUGGGCUCUUCCUCCUGACCUCACCAUCAAAGUUUUUUCCAUGCUUGAUGCACAGAGCCUUUGCUUUGCAACAGCUACUUGUUCGAUGUUUCACAAGUGUGCAAUGGAUCCUUCCUGCUAUUCCAACAUUGACUUAACAACAGUUUCUCCAAGAGUUAAUAAUGCAGUCGUUUCUACAAUGAUUCACCGAGCUGGAAACUCCCUUCAAUCUCUUAAGCUUGGUAUAGUUCCUGGCCCAACUUCAUCCCCAGGUUCUUGCCAACCGUUGGUAUACAAUGUCAGUAGCUUCUCAUGGAAUGACAAAAGAUCCAGACAAGGGAAGGAGUCAUCAGUACUCACAAGAUCAUGCUUAAACCCUUUGGGUGGGGCCAGUACUCCUGGGAUGCUCUUAAAAACGCUGCAUCUCUACAACAUUGAAAGAAUGGAUAGUCCAUCACUUCGUGCUGCAUUAUCUACUUGCCCGUCUCUCCUUGAUCUGGAAAUUGUGGGCCUUCAUGUGGAGUUGAGACAGACAUUGAUGUCUGUGAUUGAAAACUGUCCACUGAUCGAACGUUUGUUCUUUGAAUCCUCAAAAACAGGCAGAGAUGACAGCUUGAAAUCACCAACAUGUGUUGAUCUAGUUCAAAAGUGUCCUCGUUUAGUGUCUUUAGCCCUUCGGGGAUUUAAACUCCAUGAUUAUAAAGUCCGCAUACUUGUUAAGGGACUUCGAAGGUUGAAAUAUGUUGAUUUUUCAACAUCUUACUCAAUUACUGGAAGUUUUCUUAGAAACCUUGGCAACAAUAUAGGUGGUAAUUUAUUGGAGGUCUUGAUUUUAAGAGACUGUAUGCAUCUCAAAGAGAUGGAAGUUGCUCGUUUUAUGACAUCAUUACUUGCUGGAGAUUUCAAGUUUCUUCGACAUCUAGAUAUAUCCAAUAGGGAAGGGUUGGCAUCUGAGGAUGAUUGGUAUGAGAGAUGCUACAAUUCAAGUAUCAUUCCAAUUGAGCAAGUAGUGAAGGAAAGGCCUGAUGUAUGCUUACUGGCUGAUUUUCCAUCGGAAGGAAGUUACUUUGAAAUUGAACAAAUGCUGGAAAGCGAAGUCAACAGUGACACUAGUCUGCCAACACAGCUGAGUAGCGACACAUCUGAUUCGAUGUUUAUAAGUUCUUCAGAAAGCAGCUAUAAUAGCGAUCAAGGUAGUGGAAAUGAGGAUGGUCGAGAUGCCGGCUAUGUAAUAUUUGAGGAGAGCUCAGAUGAGGUGGAUUAUCUUGCUCUAUAGGAGGAAAAGUUUUAAGCACACGCUGGUAGUUGCAGCAACCAAAUGAAAUCGGGAGGAUGGUUUGAAGUUACAAUCUGCGGGUGGGCGGCAUGAGUGAUUCGGUGUUUGGAUCUUUACCAAAGACUGAAAAUUUUUGAAUUAGUAGCCUGGUUGCUUGACAUUCCCCAUUUAUAUAUAUACUGAGACACAACCAACAGCUAUAAUAUCCCAACUAGCUUCCUUCCUUCCAACCCUUUCUCUAGCAGAGGAAAAUACAAGAAUAAGAGGAGAGAAGAGUGGAGAUUUAGGUAUUCUAUCCCCUUUCACUCGUUAUUAUGUUGUUGUAGAUCAUCACAUAUCAUUGUCAUCGUCGUUUCGUAGAGAGCUCUCUAGUUCCUAAUGAUGAUGCUAAUCUGCCAUGAAUGUAAAUUUUGUUGUACCAUUGCUUUUGUAGUGCCAUUUAUCCUUGAUCUAAAUCAAUAGGAGUUAGAAGUUACUGUACUAAUUGAUAAUAUUUUGUAUUUGUAUGCAUCAGCUGUUCAAAUUAUAGCAUCGUCUGAGGAAUGUAGUUAUGACGUUCUUUUCUUGUAUCAUUUUGUUUAAGAAAAGUGCAAUUCUUGCUAAGGUGGUUUGGUCUGCCUUUUUCUUCU